Messenger RNA from Pochonia chlamydosporia 170, 975 nucleotides. RefSeq names its product Mob1/phocein. Bases 1 to 975 code for a protein of 324 amino acids. The transcript is spliced from 4 exons. NCBI's taxonomy places the organism in Eukaryota, Fungi, Ascomycota, Sordariomycetes, Hypocreales, Clavicipitaceae. Gene Ontology annotation, biological process: positive regulation of protein phosphorylation; signal transduction; cell division. The record is from RefSeq and is a predicted model, not a curated record. Gene Ontology annotation, molecular function: protein kinase activator activity. Gene Ontology annotation, cellular component: nucleus; cytoplasm.
AUGUCGAAUCUAUUUUCUGGGCUGAAUGCUCGCAUCAGGGCAACCCCUCGAGCUGAACAAGCAAACCCCAUUAUCCCCGGCGAUGAACCCAUUCUCGGGGGGCUAACGCCGUCCAACUCAGCGCCGAGAGUGUCGCUACCGCACUCCCCAUCGCUGAGUGAAUCUAUCGGUGUCUCGCCGCCGACGAUCGAUUGGCCUCGGCCAUUACCACUAUGGCUGAAUGCUGCGUACUCGAAGCAUAUCGUGAAGGGAAACUUCAUGACGCUUAGCGCUCGGCCAAAAACGGUUGAACAGGGCGAGUGGAUAGCACACCAGGUGGUCGAACAUUAUCGCAACUUGUGGAACUUUGUUCGUGUAGUCCACGAGAAGGAAGACAACGGCAAAACCAUUUGCAACAUGUCGACAUGUCCCAAGAUGUCAGCUGGAGCAAACCGGUCCUAUACUUGGCUCAACAAGAACCACGAGCCCGUGGACCUCCCUGCCCACGAGUACAUGACGCUCAUGCAGCGCUGGAUUUCAGGCAAAAUCGACGACAACAGCAUGUUUCCCAGUGACCCCGAUGGAGUAUCCUUUGCUCUACAUCAAGACUACUCCACACCAGCAGCGGCACAUCUCUUCCCUUCUGAUCCCAGCGAGGAGUGGCCCGGGAGCCGCAGCGGGUUUCCGAAACACUUUGCAGCCACGGCACAGCUCAUAUUUCGCCAGAUCUUCCGCGUAUAUGCUCAUCUAUACUGGAACCACUUCAUUGAUCCAUUCUAUCACUUAAAUUUGGAGAAACAAUUGAACAGCUGCUUCAGUCACUUCGUCCUCACCGCAACAACCCUCGAUAUGCUACGACCUGAAGAGCUGGAGCCGAUGCAGUACCUCAUUGAUCUUUGGGCUGCCGACGGGACAUUCCCACAAGCGUCCAGGCCAUAUUCGCAUGCAAACGUGGAGAGGGGAAAAUAUAUUCUGGCAUUGGGGGCCGGCGCUUGA